This is a messenger RNA of Dracunculus medinensis (Guinea worm), 18795 nucleotides long. The record is from the annotation of a GenBank genome assembly. Lineage: Eukaryota; Metazoa; Nematoda; Chromadorea; Rhabditida; Dracunculidae.
AUGAUUCAUCAAAAGCAAAAUAAUAUUUCGAAUGGAGAUGCUAAUCCUCUUAUCACUGUUAAGCAGUUUGAAAACUUAGUAAACGAUAAACAAUUUAAUAGCAGUAAAAGAAUUGGAGUGAUAGGUAUGGCAUGUAGAUUUCCAUUAAAUACUUCGGAUCCAAUGGAUUUUUGGAAUUCACUGAAAAUUGGUCGCGAUAAUACGAUUAAAAUACCAUGCUCGAGAAUAGAAAAUCGAGAUAAUUUAAUAUCACAAACAAAUGAUAAUUCAUUAACUAGAUGCCAUUUGUUAUCACAUGAUAUAUCAUUAUUUGAUGCCAAUUUUUUUGGAAUUUCGAAAAGUGAAGGAGAAAAAAUGGAUCCACAACAGCGAUUAUUACUCGAAUGUAUCUAUGAAUGUAUGGAAAAUGCAAAUUUAACAACACUAAAUGAUACGGGAAUGUUUAUCGGUGUGAUGAGUAUUGAAUACGCUAAUCUCGCCAAUAAACUCGAUAUUAUUUCGAUGCUUGGCUCGAGCGCAUCUGUUAUUUCUGGCCGUUUAAAUCAUAUUUUCAAUAGUAAUGCGCCAAGUAUUACUAUAGAUACGGCGUGUAGCUCAUCACUUGUUGCUCUUGAUCUAGCUGUUAAAGCGAUUUCAAACAAUGAAUGUUCUAAAGCUAUAGUUGCUGGAGUUAACUUGAUUUUAACUGAAGACGGACUUAGACGUCGAAUGAAUGGAGGAAUGUUAUCAACUGAUGGAUUAUGCAAAGCGUUUGAUGCCGAAGCUAAUGGUUAUGGAAGGGCUGACGGCUGUGCAGUUCUAUUGCUAGAGGCAAUAGAUUCUAAAGUUUUACGCUCAAUCCUUGGUUACAUUGAAAUAACAUCUGUUAACCACAAAGGCAGGAGUAUUUCAUUAACAACUCCAAAACAAAAGUCGCAAGAAAAGCUGUACAAGAAAUGUCUUCGAAAUAUUCCUAGAGAUAUCAAUGUGACAUACUGGGAAGCGCAUGGAACAGGUACAAAUAUUGGUGAUAAAAAGGAGGUUCGAUCACUUAGCAAUUGCUUAAAUGAAUGUAUUAUUGGUACUGCAAAGGCUCAUAUCGGUCAUACUGAAGCUGGGUCGGGUGCAGCUGGAUUCAUAAAACUUCUUUUGCAAAUGCAACAUGAAUACACGGCAUCCCAUAUUCAUUUUUCAGUUGCUAUGAAUAAAUUUCAUAAUAAAUUACGAUUACCACUUAUAGGAGAGGAAUGGUUCGGUAAUGCUAUGGGAAUUUCUUCAUUUGGAGUUAGUGGUACAAAUGCAGCAGCAAUAAUCACUAAGCCAUUAAAUAAUUGCAGGGAAUUGUUGUUAUCAAAAAGUCAAAAAAAUUUCUAUAUUUGCCCAGUUUCUGCUAAAUCUGAAUUAUCACUGUACAUGUUAAUUGAUUUAUAUGCUCAAAUGCUUCAUGAAUCUUCUCAUGCAUUAUGGUUGCUUUGCACUUGUGCAGCUAUUAAUCGAAAUCAUUUCAAAUACCGAGCCGUUUUUCUAGCAAAUAAAUCAUCAGAUCGACAAAUUAAAAAAAUUCUGCCAAAAUCUUUUAAUGAAAUAAAUCGCCCAUUUGGAAUUAAAUUAUCUAUUAAAAGUCUAAAUACGCAAAAUUUUAUAAAAUGGUUUGCUGUAAAAGCGAAUAGAAAAAAAUUCAAAAAAUCAGAACGGAUAAUCCAACGAAUAAACGAAAAACUGAUAAAAUUUUAUCAGAAAUCUUUAUCAGAAAAAUAUUUGCUAUUAUCUGCUUAUUUUUAUGCGUUAAUUAUGCAAUUCAUUGAUAUUGGAUUACAAAUCGAUGCAAUUGAAAUCGCUGAACGACGAUCUAUUGUUUUAGCAUUUGCUUUAACGAAUAUAUUUGAGAAAAAAAAUGAAAAAAUUAUGAAAAAAAAUUCAUUUUCGACGAAUCGAAAAAAAUUUUUUCAAGAAAACGUAAAAAUUUUCAUUUCAUCAGAUUUAAAACAACAAUUACUUCUCGUUUAUCGUUUAUCAUUAAACAAUUAUCUCUUUGAUAAGCAAAAUUCAUCGAAUAACGAUUAUAAAUGGUUUGAUCUUAAAAAAAUUUCGCAUAGUAAUUUUUACGAUUUAAUCGGUCAAUUUUAUAUUAAUGGUGCUACAAUUAUUUGGAAAAAAAUUUGCAAAACGCCAGUUCAAUCCGUUUAUUUGCCUAAUUAUACGUUUAAUCGUGAAAAAUUGUGGUGUAUAAGUGGAAAAGAGGAAAUUUUUGACGACUCACUACUCGGACGAAUUGUUAAAAAAUUUAAUAAUAUAAUUGAAUUUGAGAAUUACAUUAAUAUCAACGAUAAUCCGGAUUUUUUCGAUUAUUUAAUCGACAAUGAGGAAAAAUUUCCAUUCGGUUUGAUAAUCGACUUAACGAUAAGAGCAUUAAAAUUCGUUAUCAUGCAACAACAACAAAAUGAUCGCUCGCAAUUUCCUUCUGUUCAAUUGAUAAAUCUAAAAUUUAAGAAGCAAACAAUUUCAAAAAAUGGUUUUUGGAUAAGAAUACGACUAUCGAGGACGAAUACGAUUCAUUAUAACAUCGUAAUAAAUUCUCAAAAUAAUAUUCUUUUUUCUGCUGAUUUACAAUUAUGUAAAUCGUUUUCAGAAAAAAAUAUCGUAAAAAAACUUCCAAAAAUCAAAAUGAGACCAAUUUUGAGAUUUUAUGAAAUAUUAGAAGAAAAAGGCAUAAAAUAUAGACGAAAUAUGCAAAUUAUUGCCGUAAGUUCAAAAAACGGAGAAUAUUUUCGAAUAAAGUGUUUAGAAAGUAAUAUUUGGACUAUGGCAUCAGAAGCGAUUCUACAAAUUUUAUACUUCAAAAAUAUUCUAUCAGCCAAAAAUUUCGACAUUUUAAGCCAAAUAAAUAACAUUCGACUCGAUUCUUCCUCACUUCCAGUUGAAUUAUAUAUAAAAUUUUCAUAUAGUGCCGUGCUUUUAUGCUCAAAAGAUGGCAUUGUUUUCGCAAAUUUCUCGAUCAAAACAGAAUUUAAUGAAAAAUUACAUAAUGAAAAUUUAAUGAAAAUUAUAGAUGAGGAAAAAUUGGAAUCACAAAUUGAUAAGAAAUAUCAAAAUGAAUAUAUGUUUCCGGAAAAUAGAGAAAAAUUAAAACUUACAAUAAAUGAUGUCGCGAAUAAAGUAAAACGUGCAAUGGAAGACGUAUUAGGCGGACAAGCUAAACGAGAUGAUUUUCAAUUAAGCGACACAUUUAAUAAGUAUGGCUUUGAUUCCUUGGCUAUUACGGAUUUAACUAACCGACUCUCGGAAAAAUAUUUUAGUGGAAUCGAUAUUCGUGUAGUCGAUAUAUUUGAAAGUAGAACCGUGGAAUCGUUAGCUAAUUUUAUUUUUACAAAGCUUAAAAUCAAGGAGUUGUCUAAACACGUGGAGAUGGAAAAAUAUAUCAGUGAUAAUGAGACUAGUAAAGAUUCUAGCGAAUUCUCACAAAAGGAUUCUGGUUUAUCGUUGAGUCGAGCCGAUUCCAAUGAAUCUUUGAUUUCAUUUCGACCAGAUGAUCGAUGUUUUUUUAUACGAAAGUAUUCUUCGAUUAGAUUCGAUUAUAACGAUGAAAUGCAUCUUCGAAUCACAAUAACUGAUAAGAAAACUGAUCAACGUCAAGCGAUCAUUUUAAAUUCGAAUAAUUCCGAAUUGGCUUAUGAUAAAGAGCGAAACAAUUGGAUAGUGAAUAGCAGAUGCGUAGAUCAAAUCCUAAAAGCCCUUGAAAAUCUUACAGUAACAGCAAAGCGACAAGUUAUUCUUCAAUUUGACUUCGAAACAGAUCUAUCAAUUGCUAGCUUAGCACGAAUUCUUCUAACAAUUUCACGUUUUAUGGUUAAUUCAAAAAAUAAUUUCAUCGUACUAAAUGAAUCGCGAUUUGGACGAGCGAACGCUUUUGCUACUGGUUUUAUGAAAAGCCUUUCUGCAGAAUAUUAUCCUAAAAUUCGAUUUUUGUGGAAUUUUUCUCUAGAAAAUUGGAAAAUUUCAGAUGUCAAGCCAGUAAAAUCUACUGUAACCAACGCUAAUACUGAUCCCGAAAACUGGCUUAUAACUGGCGGUACACGAGGACUUGGUUGGCAAAUGGCCUUAUGGAUAGCUGCUAAUAGAAGAGUCUCAAAUAUUACUCUUGUGGGACGAAAUCCGUUGCCAAGCAAUCAGCAAAAUAUGCUAAAUAAAAUUCGUAAAACGAUUAAUAUUGAAAUCUUAUCAGUCGACAUAACUGUAUCAUCGCAAGUUAGAAAAUUAUUUAAACAUUCCACGCAUAAGUUUACGAGUAUAAUUCAUAGUGCUGGUACCAUUGAUGAUGCGAUAUUAAUUAAGCAAACUGAAGAAAAAAUUCAAAAAGUAGCAUCAGCAAAAUGUAUUGGACUUCUACUUUUGGCCAAAAUGAGUGAUCGUUAUUCGCAUCCUCUUAAACAUUUCAUCUUAAAUUCUUCGAUCGCAUCAGUCAUUGGUAAUCGUGGACAAUGUAAUUAUUCAGCAGCAAAUGCAUAUGCAGAUGAAUUUAUGCGUGAAAGACGCGCUAAAGGCUUUCCGGCAACAAUAAUAAAUUGGGGAAAUUGGCUUGAAACUGGAAUGGCCAUUCCAAUAACGGAACAUUUACGUAAAAUCGGCUUAAUUGGAUUAAAUACUACUGAUGCAUUGUCUUAUUUGCGAUUUGCGAUCGAACAAAAUCCCGACGAAAUUAUAGUGGCAAAUUUUAAUUUUAAAAUAUUAAUUAAAAAUCGUGUCGAUCUUGAAUCAGUUUUUCAAAAUUUCGUUAAAAAUCUUCCAUCAACCGAUACAAAUCAAAUGAUUUCCAUGGUCAAUAAAGGCGCUAAUCCUUCCAGGAAUCAUAAACUUUCUCCUUGUUCAAAUGUAAAUCCAGAAAAAAAAUUUAAUUCAAUUUCAGCUAUACAUAAUUUUUUUGCGCUUGUAAUUGGCUCAAAAACAAUUGAAGGAUUGCGAUUAAAGAUUGAUCUUAUCUAUGAUCUAAUUUUGAAAAGUGAUAAAAAUAUGACUUCGAUUAUUUUAGAAUUUUCGAAAAGAGAUAUGGAAAGGAAAUUUCUAUCCACCAUAUUCAUAGGCAAAAAUCGCUUACAAAUUGCAAAACAUAUUGCUGCAGAUAGAAAUUACCACAAUAUUAUAGAAUUCAAUGUUCAACAAAAGCCGAUAGUUUGUUUUGUUUUUUCGGGUCAAGGGUCACAAUUAUGGAAUAUGGGUCGACAAUUGAUGCAGUUUUUUCCAUUAUUCAGAGACAAUUUAUUACAAACGUUGUCCAUUGCCCAGACUUAUAUGCCUAAUAACAGUUCGAAUCUUUCCAGUAUCCUCUAUGAAUGGCCGCACUAUUUGCAAUUGUAUUCGACAGAAUACGCUCAACCAAUAAUUUUUUGUUUCUGCUAUGCACUUGCUAAACUUUAUAAUUAUUUUGGUGUGGAAGCAAAUUAUUACGUUGGCCAUAGUAUUGGUGAAAUCGUUGCUUUCACUCUAGCGGGAAUGAUAACACUUGAAGAUGCGCUUAAAAUCAUUGUUCAAAGAGGUCAAACUCUUGGUCAGCUGAAAGGAAAGGGUCAAAUGUUGGUUGUAAAUGGUCAAAUUCGUCAAGAAUUAUUUCAAAAAUUUAAUAUUGAAAUAGCAGCUGAGAACAGCAAUCGGCAAUUAGUGAUUGCCGGAAAUAAUCACGCUAUUCGUGAUUUUUUAAAUGAACAAUGGCGUGAAGAUAAAAACUUUAACGCCUUCAUCCUUAAUCAUGAAUAUCCUUUUCAUUCGUCCAUUGUAAAACAAAUAGAUUUGAAAAAAUUUCAUGAAUUAUGCGAACAAAUUCAAUUCAAUGAACUUGAAAAUGCCGUUGUUGUUAGUAAUAUUUCCGGAAAAUUAUUACGAAAAUUAUCCGCGAACUAUCUUAUCAAUCAUUUAUAUUCAACGGUUCAAUUUAAAAAAUCUAUUAUAACAGUUAAAUCGUUUAAUACAAAAUUGUGGUUAGAAAUUGGGGUUGGAGAAACGUUAAGUAAUUGUAUUCGAAAUAUUAUCGAUAAUCAUUCGUCCAUCACUAUUCCUUCGCUUCAAAAUAAUAUAAUGGAAAAUGAAUCCAUAAUUCGAUCCUUAGUUGAACUAGAAAAUCAUGGUUUAUUGAUCGAUUGGCAAAAAGUUUAUUCAUUAGGACCAUUGAUAACAUCGUCGUACAGACUUGCCGAUGAUAUAAAUUGUCCUUUCAUUUCUUUUAUAAAGCUCUAUGAAAAUUUCGAUGGAAUUGAAUUUCAACAUCAAAUUCAUGAGCAAGCAAUAAUUCCUGCAGCGCUUCCUUUAACUAUUUUACUGAUAUUAUCAACUAAUUCGAAAUAUGAAUCUAAUGAAGGUGAACAACGAAUUCGUGCAACAUUAGGGCAAAUCAUUCUACGCAAACCUAUUAAAACCCUAACUGAUAAUGGCUUAAAUUUGAUCAAACAAGGUGAUACACUUCAACUGAUUAAAGAUGAUAUUAUUCUAUAUGAAUGUAAACUUUAUAAAUCCGGUAAAAUGCAUAAAAUGCAUUUAAACAUUGAUGCAAAUCUAAAUUCAUUGGAUUAUCGAAAUUUUUAUGAAACUUUACGAGUAAAAAAACUUCAAUAUAGUCCACUUUUUAUGAUAUUGAGAAAUAUUUGGCGUAAAAAUGGUGAAAGUGGUGAAAUAAUAGCCGAAUUAGUGAACAUUGAUUAUCCAUUUCUAAUUAUUGAAGGAGCAUUUCAAACACUUCUAGCUGCAGCUUUCGAUCAUAUCGAUCCAAUUAUUUAUAUUCCAGUACGAAUUAAUAUUUUAGAAAUCGACUGUAGUCGAGAAACUCGUGGAAAAUCAUAUAUUGCACACGGUAUAAUAACUGAACAAAAUUCUAAUUUGUUAAGAGGCAGCGUUAUGAUAUUUGAAGCUGAUAAGCCCAUCUGCCUAGCUUAUGAUAUAAUAGGAAUCGCAAAAAAUACGAAAUGGCUUAGGAAUAUUUCAAAUUCCAUCGAUCAUUUCGGAUCAACGGCAAACGAUGAAAUGCCAAAGCAGGACGGUUCUUACUUGAAGCUGAAAAGCAAUAACAAAAAGAAUCAUCAAAGCAAACUCGAACAAAAUACAGAAGGAAGUUCGGAAACUCGGAAUGCCUCUCAGACUAAUCAACAUAUCGCAAUUAUUGGGUAUUAUGGUCAAUUUACUGAUUCGUUACAAGAUAAUGGAAUGCUGUGGAAUAAUAUCAAAGCUUCAUGUACAGACAUAAGUGAUAAUAAAUUCAGUGAUAAGAUUGAACAAUUUGAUCCAGAAUUUUUCGAUAUAAGCCCUAAGGAAUCAAUUUUUAUCGAUCCUCAACAACGGCUGAUCUUAGAAGCUGUUCAGCGAACAAUGGAAAAUGCUGGUUUGAAAAAACUUGACCAAAGUACUGGAACUUUUAUUGGAAUAAGUUCCAGUGACUUUGCACAGAAAGCUUACGCUGAAAUGAAACACCUAAAUCCUUAUCUCAGUACAGGUACUAGUAAUAGUACAAUUGCUGGACGAAUCGCUCAUUGGCUUAAUCUUACAGGUCCAACGGUUGUUCUUGAUACAGCUUGCUCCUCAUUCAUGUCAGCACUUAUUUGUGCAUGUGAUAAUCUAAUUCAGGGAAGAUGUAAAAUGGCAUUAGUUGGUGCUGUUAAUCUUAUUUUAAGCGAAAAAACAACUGAAGUCUUGCAGCUGACUGGAGUUCUCAGUGAAAAAGGUUAUUGUAAAUCGUUCGAUGCAGCUGCAGACGGUUACAAACGUUCGAAUGGUAUAGCUAUGAUUCUGCUCAAAAAUCUUCGAGAUAUCAAUAAUUUUAGUGGUGUUUUUAUUAAAACAUAUGCGAUUGGACAUAAUGGUAAAACUAGCGGAAUAACAGUUCCAAGUGGAAAUCGACAAUGCUUUCUCAUGUCGUCAGCACUAGAAAAAUUGCAGCCAUAUUUAGAAACAAUUGAUCAAGUAGAAGCUCACGCAACUGGUACAAAAUUAGGGGAUUCAAUUGAAAUUUCAUCAAUUUGUAAGACAAUAAAAAAUUUCCAAAUGGAGAAAGAUUUUUAUUUAACAUCAGUUAAAUGUUCAUUGGGUCACUGUGAAACUGCAGCGGGUGCAGCUUCGUUGAUUUUCGUCAUUCAUUCGUCAAAAAAUAAAUAUUUACCAGCUAUUGAACAUUUUUCUCUUCGUAAUCCAGAAGCUAAAUUUUAUGAUAAUUUUAUUUUGCCAAUCAUUGGUAUCGAAUUCGAAUCUGAACGAACGGUUCUGAUUAAUUGUUUCGGACUAAGUGGUACAAAUGUUUGUCUUAUUCUUCAGUCAAAAAGUUUUAUCGAUAAAAAGCGCGAACCACAAUCAAACACAUCUAUUUCUGCUCGUAUUGCAGUAAUUUCAGCUAAAAGUUCCACUAAAUUGGCGAAUAUGUUGGACGAAUUCGAGGAAUUUAUUAUGGAAACUAACCAACCACUCACCGAUAUUUGCACAUCUUUGCAAUGUUCUAGAAAACAUUAUAAGCAUAGAGCUGCUGCAAUUCUUUCAUUAACUUCAAACGCUCUUUGGAUUUCGAAUAAAUUUAGAAACGAAGAUGAUAACGGAAAUUUUUCUUAUGCUUCAAUAUCGCAACAAUUAGCUUUAGCCAUCGCUCGCCUUUACAUUAGUGGAAUCGAUGUGAACUGGCAAAAAUUUAAUCCUAGAAAUAAGCGAAAAUACGAAUGCAAUCUGCCUUCUUAUAUUUUUAAUAAAAGAAAAUUUUGGGCAUUUAAUGAUGAAGAGAGAUUUCAAAAAAUCAACAAUACAAAUAGUGUGGAAAAUUGUGGAGGAAAUUUGAAAAAUCAUAGAAUUCCAGAAUUCCAAAAAUCAGACAAUAUUUCUAAUUUGGAAGUGGCAAAUGAGUCGCAGUCGAGGUCUUCGAGUGAGGAAAACUUCGAACCGUUGUUAUUUCAGAAUUCUCAACUAAAACCAUCUGAAUUUUCCACUAAAAAAUUUUCUCAUGGCGGGACGAAAAAUACACGACAAACGUUUGAUAAUGAUUACAAGAAGUGGUUAUAUCAAUUGCAUUAUGUAAAGCGUGAUUUGGAUGAAACAAUAGAUCAUCAACUGGAAAAAUUCGUAGCAAUAAAUUUUCCCAAAAUGGAUAAAUGGAUAUCGAGCUCGGCGAAAGCCUGUUGCAGUACCACUUAUAAUACGAAUGAUGAUACACUAAUAGUAGACUUAUUACGUAAUUGCGAUUGUCGACACGUAAUCAUUCACUGGGAAAAUUCUGGAGCUAUCGAAGAACAAAUUAUAUCGCAAUCAUUAAUAAUUAUACGUUUGUGGAUAAUCCUCGAUAAAUUUUACAGUAAUUCAAAGCCAGCUAUAACUGUAUGUUUGAUGAAUCAAAAAAUAGCAACAGGCUGUGGCGCUCUUUUGCGAAGUUUGGCAUCUGAACGACCAACUAUCACCUAUAAAUUGAUAGAAAUCGAUGAAAUUAAUGCAAAAAUCCUUCGAGAAAUCUCAUCGUCGUGUCGAAAUGAAAUUGUGAAAUAUUUCAAUGAAAUACGCUACGUACAAAGAUUGAAAAGAUUUCAUGUGAUAAGCAAAUUUAAAAAGCCUAAAUUGAAUCGAAUUUUAAUAACAGGUGGCCUCGGUGGAAUUGGUCAAGCAUUAAUUAAGCAUCUAAGACCUAAGCGAGUUAUUGUUAUGUCUAGAAAUUUGCAUGAUGCAGAAAUAAAAAAAUUGCAGAAAAAUUCCAAAACGAAAAUUACUAUUGCCCAAGGUGAUUGUAGUAAAUUUAGUGAUGUGAAGCGUAUAUUUAAUAAAGCAAAACCAUUCGAUGUUGUAAUUCAUUGCGCUGGUAUCGUGGAAAAUGCUUUAAUGGAAAAUAUGGAUCAGCAAAAAUUUUUGAAUGUUUUUGCAGCUAAAAUUCAUGGAACAAUCAAUUUAGUAAAACUUUGUGAAGAGAAUAAAAUUUCUAAACUCAUUACAUUUUCAUCGAUGGCUUCAGUCUUUGGUUCUGCUGGACAGGCGAACUAUGCGGUGGCUAAUCAAAUUAUGGAACAACUGGUGAUUUCGUAUAAUUCAAGCUUAGUUUUAAGUUGGGGCCCAUGGGCCGAUUUAGGGAUGUUAAAUGGUAGCGAAAAAAAAUUUACCAGAAAUUAUAUCAUACAAAAUGGCUGGAAUUUCCUGCCAAAAAGGAAAGCUUUAACCGCUAUGAUAAAUUUAAUACAUAGUGUCGGACAUUUUAUAAUUAUGGAUAUUGAUAUGGAUCAAAUAAUAAAGAAAACGCCACAUUUGGCCAACUUAUGUGAGUUUAUUAUGAAUAAGGAUAGGCUUCUCGUUAGGCAUAAUGAAGGAAGUCAACAAGCCUGGAAUCACAAUACAUCUCAACGAAAAAGUACCGUUAACGAUAUCCUUCGUAAAAUUAUAUGGGAAGUGAGUGGAAAUGAGAAUAUUGAUGAAGAAACUGGAUUUAUGUCAAUCGGAAUCGAUUCAUUAAUGAUUGCUGAAAUCAGAAGAAGUAUACUAAGAGAAUGGAAUAUUGAUUUACCAAUGGCAACUUUUUAUGACAAAUGUACUCUUCGUUUACUGGAAGACAAUAUUUCUGAGAUUCUAUCUAAAAGCGACAAUAAGCCUAAUAAGCCGAAUGCCUUUAGGGAAUCCACGAUACUAGGUGAUGAUCAAAUCGCUAUUAUCGGAUAUUCAGGUGGAUUCUCUGGAGCUCAAGACAUCGAAUCAUUUUGGCAAAAUCUUAUCGCAGGUAAAGAAUCGAUAAACAAUGAACAAAGUGGUGAACCUAUUGAUGAUGGUGAUUUUGUUAAUGCGGCAGGUAUUUUACCUGAUUGUGAUAAAUUCGAUCCAAAAUUUUGGAAGUUGUGUAGGGAAGAUGCGAUGCGCCUGGAUCCACAAAUAAGAAAAUUCGUUGAGCAUGCUUACUGGGCCUUAGAGAAAAGUGGAGAAAUUAAAAAUCGUAGAAACAUACGAAUAGCAGUUCUAGCUGGUGCUGAACCAUCUGAUUAUAAUGCCCUUGAAAAACAACCAGACGAUUUGAUAGCAAGAUUGUAUGCAAAAAACCAGAAAGAUUUCUUGGCUAGUUGGACAAGCUAUCUAUUAAACUUAAAUGGUCCAUCUUUUGGAGUUUAUUCAGCAUGUUCCACAGGAUUACUGGCUGUUGCCCAAGCUAUUAACCUUCUUAAAAAUGAACAGUGUGACAUCGCUAUCGCUGGAGCUAGCUCAUUAGUUUUACCACAUCAACCUGGAUACUAUUACAAAGAAGGAGGCAUUUUUUCACCCACUGGUCAAUGCAGACCAUUCGAUCAAAAUUCUAACGGUACCGUAAGAGGGUCGGCAAUUGCUGUAAUUGUGCUAUGCAAACUGAAACGAGCAAUCUCAAAAAAGAUUCCAGUAAAAGCAAUAAUUGAAAAUUAUUCCGUAAAUAAUGAUGGAUCUGUGAAAGCAAGUUUUAUGGCCCCAAAUGUCACCGGACAAACGUCUUGCUUAAGGGAAGCCACUCGUUUUACUAAUAUUAAUGAUGUAAUGUACGUUGAAUGUCAUGGAACAGCUACUAGAAUCGGUGACAACAUCGAACUUACAGCUAUGUCAAGCGUUUACAAUAAAAAAUUAUAUAUAGGUUCAGUUAAAGCCAAUAUUGGUCAUGGUUUUGCGAGUAGUGGGAUCGCUGGUCUCAUAAAACUUUGCGAGAUCAUUAAACAUCGAAUUAUUCCAAAACAAAUUAAUUUCACAAAUAUGAACGAAGGAUUUCCAUCAACGAAAUACACGAUACCGGUAGAAAAUAUUUGUAUCGAAGAGCGAGGACAGUUCGCAGUCGGCGUUAGUUCUUUUGGUAUUGGUGGUACCAAUGUACAUAUGGUACUGCGAUCACCUCCUGAUAAUCUGAAACCAACUUAUGUGAAUAGAAAAAAAUAUUAUAUCUUACCUAUUUCAGCAAAAUCUGAAGAAUCCUGCAUAAUGCUUUGUCAUCGAAUUGCUGAAUUUAUAAAUGAAAAAACUUCUGAUCUUCCUUCACUAGCAUAUACGCUUCAGAAUUAUCGUGAGGAAUUCGCCUAUAAAGUAGCAUUUGUUGUAAGCGAUAUUGAAGAUGCAAUCAAACAACUUCGCGGCGUCAGCGAUGUCACUUUUUCAACAAAAAUUCAAAAAGAUAAUAUCGCAUUUUAUUUCUCAUCUCAAGGAAUUCAAUAUACUGGUAUGGCUCAAGAUAUGUUAUCAGAGGAAGAAGCGUCAGUAUUUUCAGAAGAAAUGCAAAAAUGCCGCUCGAUUUUAUCUCAAUUAUUAGGAAUAGAUAUUUUUAAUAUAUUAUAUCCAGCUGACACAAAUAAUUGCCACUAUAUUACUGAUAAACGAUAUACGCAAGUUAUCAAUUUGAUAACCAACUAUUCUAUUUAUCAACAGCUGAAACAAUGGGGCAUUGAAUGUUCCGUAGCAAUUGGUCAUAGCUCAGGAGAAUAUUCGGCCGCUACUUGCGGUGGUGUAUUUGAUUUAAGUACUGCCAUUGAGAUUCUUAUAAAACGUAGUCGUUUGAUGUCUUCGACAAAAAAAUAUGCAAUGAUCGCUAUUCGAGAUUAUUCAGGCAUAUUUCCUAAAGAAAUUGAAAUUACUGCUAUUCUUAGCAAUCGUCUUGUAUGUGUAGUUGGUCAACCCGACGAUAUUAGUCAUUUUAAAAAAGAACUUAGCGUAAAGAAUAUCGAAUUUCGUGAUUUAAACGUUGACCUAGGAUUCCAUAGUUCAGCAAUGGAACCCAUAAUGAAACAAUUUGGAGAAUAUCUUGAUCAAUUUCAUUUUCACCAAUCAUCGCUAUCAAUAUUAUCAAAUAUCGAUGGUCAAGUAGUUCAUGAAUUUAAUAGCGAUUAUAUGGUGAAGCAUAUGAGAAAAAUUAUAAGAAUCGAUAAGUGUUUAGCCAAUUUACCAUCGGCAAUAAAAGCGAUCGUUGAAAUCGGUCCGAAAGGCAUUCUUUCAAAUCUAAUCGAAGAUACGAGGCAUAAAAUCGUUACAGUACCAACAAUUGCGGCAAAGAAUCAAAACUCCAAAUCUUCGAUAAAUUUAUUAACUACUAUUGCAGAUUUGUGGCGUUUUGGUGCAAACAUAGAAUGGAAUAAGAUUUUUCCAGAGGCUAAUUUCGAUUCAAAUAUUCCAAACUAUCAGUUUCAAAAAGAAAUUUGUUGGAAUAACGAAGUGUUCCACGAAGCGCAUCAAGUAAAAAUCCAUAAACAGUGCUGGAUUGAUGUGCCAAUAAAAGCGAAUAAUGCGUUUAGGCCAAAAGGUGUACUAAUAUUUAUGCUAAAUUAUUCUAAUCCAUCAAUCGCUAAACUCCUUUUAAAUCUCAAAAAUCAAUUUAUACAGUAUUUAUGCGUAAUCGCCAAUAUAAAUAUUGAAAAAUUUAGCAUAAUUAAGAAUUCGUUAUGCAUAAAUCCUUUCGUGGAAGAAUCUUAUCAAUAUUUAGCUGAAUAUUUACAAAAUUUAAAGUUUGAUUAUCAAUUAAUCAUCCAUGUUUGGAAUUUUAUCGACGAAUUUGAUAAUGAUAAUGAAGAUAGUGAUAAUGAUAAUGAAAAAAUACUUCAAUUAAGUUUCUAUUCGAUUCUAUGGAUUAAAAAAUAUUUUAUAAAUUCAAAUAUUGAAAAUAUGAAAAUUGCUAUGAUCGCUGAAAAUAGAGCGCCACCCGAAUUUUAUACUUCAUUAGCUCCACUAAGAGAACUACAAGCAACGCAUCCAGGAAUUUCUGCUUUUUCCAUUAUUCUUCCAUCUAAUAUAAAUCUUUGGGAAAUACUUGAUAAAGCUUGUUCAUUACCAGAAAUUACGCAAUUCUCAUUACUCCGUUACGAUGGCCAAAUUCUUCAACAAAUAGCCUAUAAAGAAGUGGAAAUGAAAAAAUAUUCGCAGCAAAUUUGCAAUGGAAAUGUCGUUCUUAUUUUCGGUGGUACGGGAUUUUUAGGUCGUUCUUUUGCUUUAACUCUGAUGAAACAUUUCAGUUCAUUGAAAAUUAUUUUAAUCAGUAGAAAUGCGAUUGAUAAACUGAAAAAUCGGAACUUAUUUAAACAACUCGAUUAUUGGAGUAAAAAAUCAAAUCACCAGUUGAUCGCUUAUAAUACAAAUAUAGGAGAUUCAAAAAAUGUCGGUGAAAUUAUACGAAAAUUUUAUUCAAAUUUUGGAAAAAUUAACGUAAUUAUACAUGCAGCUGGACAAGCGACAAAUCAAGUAACUGAAAAAACAAUUCGUCAAAUAAAGUCAGUAUUUGAAGCAAAAAUAAAAGGUACAUUAAAUUUUUUAAGAAGUAUAAAUGAAAAUAAUAUUCAAGUGGAAUUGUUGGUACUUACUUCAAGCCUUAGUUCCAUGCUUGGUUUACACGGUAAUGUAGACUAUAGCGCUGCAAAUAUAUUUCUCGAUGCAGUCGCGUCAAGUCGUAUAACUAAUAUAAAAAAUAUUGUCUCAAUACAAUGGUCAGGUUGGCAAGAAAGUGAAAUGUUAGUGAAUUAUAAUAAAAUUCCUCAGAAAUUAAGAGAACUUUUAUUGAGAGGUUCAUUGUCGAAAAAUGAAGGACAAAACGCCUUCUUGAAAUGUAUCAGUCAACAAGGAACAAUAGCAGUCUCGUUAGCUGACCCAAUAACUAUUUUAGAAAAAGUUAAAAAUAUACAAUUUCCUAAUCGAAAUCGAAAUGAAAAUUCUCUAAGAAUAGAACAUUCUCAAUCGUUUGAAGGUGAAAUAAAAAAGAUUUGGGAAAGAACGAUGGCAACAAAAAUGCCUUCUUCGUCGGCUAAUUUUUUUGAACUUGGAGGAAAUUCAUUGAAUGGAAUGCAAAUAGUAUGGGAAAUUAAUAAGCUUAUGGGUAUUAGAUGUACGAUUAAUGAUCUUUUUGAUCAUCCAAAUUUUAUGGAAUUUUUGCAAUUUUUACAAAAAAAUUAUCAAGUCAUGAAAAAUUUAGAUUCUAAUAUUCCUCGAUAUAGCGGUGAAAUUCGUUUUUUACCGUUGUCAUUUUCACAAGAGAAUAUGUUUUUACUACGAACUAUUCACGAGCCAACACUCUAUAAUAUUCAAUUUUUAAUAUCGUUCAAAGGAAAUUUAGAAACUACAUUUAUUAAUAAAGCACUAAGAAACAUAUCAGCUCGACAAGCAUCAUUACGUACCAUAUUCUACGAAGAUCAUGGAAAUAUUUAUCAAGAGAUUCUUUCAUUAACAGAAUCUUAUCACCACUUAAAUUGGUUACCUAUCGAGAUUGAUUCACUAGAAAAAAUAAUUGCUGAUGAAAAACGAAUUAAUUUUACGUUAAAAUAUAUACCAUAUAGAAUCGUCUCAUUGAAAACUACUGAUAAUAAAUUCAAUCUUAUCAUAUCAUUUCACCAUAUUAUAACUGAUGGUUGGUCAAUGACAAUUUUCGCUAAAGAACUAGUUCAAUCGUAUCUUUAUUAUAAGAAUCAAAAGCUUAUUGGAUCAAAUAACAAAAUAACAGGCAAAGAGAAAUUGGAACCAGUAAAUCUUCGAAUAGUCGAUUUUGCAAUUUGGCAACGAUCCGAAGAUCACUUAUCGAAAAUUGCAAAAGAUCUUCCAUUGGUAGUUGAAAGGUUGAAAGCAACAAAAGCUACAACGAUUAGAACAGAUCGAGCUGGAAAACUCUGUGGUAGUACCAAUCAUGAAACUGCUCAAUACAUUUUCAAUUUACCUGAAAUAAUAAAAAUUUCAAUAAAAGAAUUAGCGAAUCGAAAUAGAACAACCGAUUAUGUUAUAAUGCUUACCGCAUUCAUAUGCGUAAUUCGACGAUUCUCUUCCGAUUUCGAAUGCGAUCAAAUCGUAAUUGGUUGCCCGGUUUCUGGAAGAUGUCAUAGCGCUAUAGAAUCAUUAAUUGGUUAUUUUCUUAAUAAUAUAAUUAUUUUAGUGGAUAAUGUAAAAAGGAAUUCUACUAUAGAAGAUCUUAUUGCUAUUGUUAUUGAAGCGACUCGAGUCGCUCGUCGCUUUGAGCAUAUACCUUUUCAUCAAAUUGUCGCCGCCAUGGAUUCUUCACAACGACAACCAAAUAAACAUCCGAUUUUUGAAAUUUUCUUUAAUUAUCGCCACAAUCUUGAUUUUCCAAAUAUCACUAUACCGAAUGUUAAGAGUGAUAUUCAACAACUUACAACAAAUAAUAUUUUUGAUUUUUCAUUUACAAUAGACGAAAAAUUAGAUACUAUAGUUGUUACAAUCGACUAUAAUUCAACGAUUUAUCGUCACGAGACUAUCGCAAAAUUUUCAUUAGAAUAUAUUCGGACAAUUGGUGAUAAUAGUAUUAUCACUGGUGAUAAUAGUGUUGACAACGACAAAUAUCAUUCCUUGUCAUAUGUGAUUCCAACUUUUCCAACUUCCAUGAAUGGCAUGAAUGUUGUAUGGAAUGUUAACGAUUUAACACAACGUUAUCGUAGUGAUUUCCCAGAAAAUAUGACAGUCUCAAGUAUUAUAUUCGAACAAUGUCAACUGCAUGCGAAUGCGAUUGCAAUGUUGGUUGGCCACUCGACUGAAACUUAUUCAACGUUAAUCGAUCGUUCCAUAGUGCUAACACAACAUUUGCAACAAAUUUAUUUUCAACAAUUUUGUGAGGUACCAAGAUCGGAUAAUUAUCACCUUGUUGUCAUUGAUUUCAGCUCGCCUGAUUUACUUAUGAUAAUCUUAGCUAUAAUGUUGAGUGGGGCAGCUUAUGUUCCGCUUGAUCCUAAAAUGUCAGAAUCGCGUUAUGCACAAAUGAGAAGAACGCUAAAAUCAAAUUAUUUAGUUGUCGAUGCAGUUAUGGUGAACACUUAUAAAUCUAAAUAUUGUAAUAAAAAAAUAAAAUUACGAACUAUUCCCGAGGAUUUAGCUUAUAUUAUAUUCACAAGCGGAUCAACUGGUGAUCCAAAAGGAGUCUGCAUUACUCAUCGAAAUUUGGUGAAUUUCACCAAAGGUUCAUCGCAGCAAAUAUUUCUACGAGCAAAUAUGAAAGUUUAUAAUUCAGUGAACUAUGUUUUUGAUGUAAGUUGUAUGAAUAUUUUCACAACACUUUGCAAUGGUUCUACUUUGGUUGCAGGCGAUAAUUUACUGAAAGCGCCCGAGGAGAUAAUUUCGCUACGUAUCGACUUUGCAUUUCUUCCAUCAGCAUUAUUUAACACAUUUGACGAGCACAACUUAAAACGACUUAUCGCAUUAGAAAAAUUAUUUAUUGGCGGAGAAUCACCUAAUGAAAUACAGUUGGAAAAAUGCUUGAAACUCGGUAUAUAUACUCGGCAAAUUUAUGGACCAACUGAAACUACGAUUUGGUCAUUAACUAAUCUUUGUAAGCGGCGAGAAUAUGAAUGCGCCAGAAAUUUAGGUUGUCCAAUGGAAAAUGAGUAUAUCGUUCUUCUCGACAAUCAUGUUUGUCAAAUGCCAAACUAUGGGAUAGCAGAACUUGCUAUUACUGGUGAUGGUGUAGCUCGAGGAUAUCUUUCCGGAGCAACUGGUGAAGCUUUCUUACCAAACACUUUUCGUUCCGAUGAGGAGAAAAUUCUUGGGCGCAAUAAUUUACUUUAUCGCACCGGCGAUUUGAUAAGAAUUAUUGGGAAUAAAGUGAUCUUCAAUGGACGUAAAGAUUCGCAAUUGAAAAUACGUGGAUAUCGUAUUGAACCGGCUGAAAUCGAAGAAGCCAUUAGAUAUUGCGAUAAUUCGAUAGCCGGAAUUUUUAUUUAUAAACACGAAGCGACAAAUUCUUUAGUAGCAGUCGUAGAAAAGUCCAGCAUCGAUAGUCGAAGUCUUUUAAAGAGUGUCGCGAAAAUAAUGCCACCUUAUUUAGUUCCACAGAUAAUAAUCACAAUGAACGAAUUUCCUCUAAAUAAUAGUGGAAAAGUCGACAAACAUAAACUAAUGGAAAUUAUUGAGAGAGAUUAUAUUGUUAAUAAAAAUUGUUCUUCGUCUUUAUUAUUCGAAGACGAAUUAACCGAAACGGAGAAAAAAUUGGCAAAAAUUUGGAAUGAAAUUCUUUGUAUGAAAAAAAUUUCACGUUAUGAUAAUUUCUUCAAUUCCGGUGGCCAUUCAUUAAUGGUUGUUUUAUUGAGAAAUAAAAUACGUGAAAAAUUCGAUGUCGAAUUGCCAUUUGAAAAUCUCUUUAGAGCACAAACUUUAGCGGGAAUAUCACGAGAAAUCGAUGAUAAACUCCACACUAAUCGCACUGAUAAGACAGAAUCAAUCAUUACCGUACUACGUGAAACAACGCAUGGAAAAUACAAUUUAUAUGCGAUUCAUGCUAUCAGUGGAACGAUUUAUCCGUAUUAUUCUAUUGUUAAUGCCAUUCCGGAUUACUUCAAUGUGUACGCUAUUGAAUAUCAACUAAGCUUUAAGGAAUCAACACUAAAUAAAUUGGCUGAAUUCUAUGCUAAUCAGAUUUUAAAACACCGAAAUGGAAUCGCUUAUAUUUUUGGUCAUUCGUUGGGUGGAAUUCUAGCACGCGAAAUCGCUUAUUACCUAAUUGCCUUUAAAAGAAAUCCACCUUUUAUUUUAAUGAUCGAUUCAUGGUGCACGGAUACAAAAAAUUUGUCGGACGAAGAUGUAAAAGGCUAUUUAAUGCCAAAAAUUAAACACUUAUCAUGCAAUGAAAAUAUUAUGAAAAAAGCUAUACAACUCGUCGAAAUGCUAAGAAAUUAUAUUUUUAUUAAAAAUGAUAUACAAAUAAUUUUAUUAAAAGCAAACGAUAUUCGAAAUAGGAUUAUAAGAAAUGAAAAUUCGGCUAAAAUUUUACGAUCGUUGCCCGCUAACGGUUGGCAAUUGUAUUCAACAUCAGCCGUUCGUGUAUAUCUUUGUGACGGUGAUCACGAUUCGCUAAUGCAUCCUAAAAAUCUCCCCUCUCUUAAACGAAUAUUUACUGAAAUUUUCAUGCAAAUAAUUCAUUGA